UGGUGCAGUUUUGCUUUCAAGGAUGGCGCAGAAGAAAUAUCUUCAAGCAAAAUUGACCCAGUUUCUAAGGGAAGACAGAAUUCAAAUUUGGAAACCACCAUAUACUGAUCAAAAUAAAGAAGUUGGUUUGGCCUUGAAGGACCUUGCUAAGAAGUACUCUGACCGACUAGUGUGCUGUGAGAAUGAAGUGGAAAACAUAAUAGAAGAGAUCCGCUGCAAAGCCACUGAGCGUGGCACAGGAAAUGAACACUACCGAACAACCGGGAUUGCCACGAUUGAGGUGUUUCUGCCUCCAAGACUCAGGAAAGACAAGAAAAGCUUGUUGGAGACCCACUUGCAUGUCACUGGUAGAGACCUGAGAUCUAAAAUAGCUGAAACUUUUGGAUUUCAAGAAAAUUACAUCAAGAUUGUAAUAAAUAAGAAACAACUUCAACUAGGGAAAAGCCUUGAAGAACAAGGAGUGACUCACAAUGUAAAGGCCAUGGUGCUAGAACUGAAACAGUCUGAAGAGGAUGUGAGGAAAAACUUCCAGGUAGAGGAAGAGGAACAGAAUGAGGCAGAACUGAAGGAGAAACGCAUUCAGAGGACCAAAAGGGGACUGGAGAUUCUGACAGAGAGAGCUGAGAUGGUAGAUCCGGAAACCAUGCCUUACUUAGACAUUGCAAACCAGACAGGCAGGUCAAUCAGAAUUCCUCCUGCCAAAAGAAAAGCCCUUAUGUUAGCUAUGGGAUACCAUGAGAAGGGCAGAGCUUUCCUGAAGAGGAAAGAGUAUGGGAUAGCCUUGCCAUUCCUUCUGGAUGCUGACAGGUAUUUCUGUGAGUGCAAAGAGCUGCUGGACACUGUGGACAACUACGCGGUUCUCCAGCUGGAUAUUGUGUGGUGCUACUUCCGCCUGGAACAACUGGAGUGCCUGGAUGAUGCAGAGAAGAAGCUGAACUUGGCCCAGAAGUGCUUUAAAAACUGUUAUGGAGAGAAUCACCAGAGAUUGGUCCACAUAAAAGGAAAUUGUGGGAAAGAGAAAGUGUUGUUUUUAAGACUCUACCUGCUUCAGGGGAUUCGGAACUAUCACAGUGGAAAUGGAGAGGAGGCUCGGGAAUAUCUCAACAAGGCACGCCAGCUCUUUAAAGAGCUGUACAUUGAUCCAUCAAAAGUUCACAACUUGCUGCAGUUGGGAUUCACUGCCCAGGAAGCCCGGCUCGGCCUGCGGGCUUGUGAUGGGAACGUGGACCAUGCAGCCAUUCAUAUUUCCAACCGCAGAGAGGAACUGGCCCAAAUGAGGACGGAGGAGAAGGAGAAGAGGAGACGCCGCCUGGAAAAUAUCAAGUCUUUGAAAGGAAUGGGCUACUCCACACAUGCUGCCAAACAGGCCCUUCACCAGGCCAGAGGCAACCUGGACGACGCCCUGAAGAUUCUCCUCAGUAACCCCCACAUGUGGUGGCUACAGGACUCAGACUCUGAAAACAGCAGCCAUCAAGCAAGUCCGUCUCAGGAAAGCAUCGACCAACUGGUGUACAUGGGUUUCAACACAGUGGUGGCUGAAGCAGCACUAAGGGUAUUUGGGGGCAAUGUCCAGGUAGGAGCUCAGACCCUUGCGCACCAUGGAGGAAGCCUUCCUCCAGACCUGCAGUUCUCAGGAGAGGACUCCUCUUCCACAGCGUCCACAUCCCCGUCUGACUCUGCAGGGACCUCUAGUGCCUCAACAGAUGAAGACAUGGAGACAGAGGCUGUCAACGAGAUCCUGGAGGACAUUCCAGAGCACGAGGAGGACUACCUGGACUCAACUCUGGAGGACGAAGAAGUCAUUAUUGCCUAGUACUUGUCCUAUGUGGAAAGUGUAAGGUCUGCU
Alexandromys fortis (reed vole) is the source of this 1846-nucleotide messenger RNA. Its product is annotated as NEDD8 ultimate buster 1-like. Gene Ontology annotation, biological process: regulation of ubiquitin-dependent protein catabolic process. Gene Ontology annotation, molecular function: protein binding. The transcript has a single exon. The coding region runs from base 23 to 1813 and encodes 596 amino acids. Lineage: Eukaryota; Metazoa; Chordata; Mammalia; Rodentia; Cricetidae. The record is from RefSeq and is a predicted model, not a curated record.